AGGCCUUGCAGUAACACCCCCCGCAGCAGCGCCGUGUUUGAGUGCAGCUGUCCGAUAUAAAGCGCAACAACUGACUGGCCGCAAAAGAACAAGCCAUCGAAGACGAUCCGUGGUCGCCAAUAUGCCCAUAACUCUGUACAACUUGCCUGGCAGCCCGCCCUGCGGCUUUGUGCGCUGCGUUGGCAAGCAUAUUGGUGUCGAUCUCAACCUCAAGAAUUUGAACUUAGCAAACAAGGAGCACCUCAGUGAGGAAUAUCUCAAGGUCAACCCUUUCCACAAGGUUCCUGCCAUUGAUGACGAAGGAUUUAUUGUUUACGAAAGCAUAGCAAUUGCCUACUACCUGGUGCGCAAGUAUGCCCCAAAGUCCGAUCUCUACCCUGAAGACAGCAAGUCAAAGGCUCGCAUAGACCAGACCCUGGCAGCACUUUCGGGCACUAUCCAUCCUCAGGCAUCAGUAUUCUUCGUAACGACCUCGUUUUACUUAAAGACAAAGCCAACUGCCGAAGAAGUCACUGCCUACGAAGAAAACGUUGUCAAGGGUAUCCAGCAUCUUAUCGGGGAUGGCAAGUAUGCGGUCGGCGACAAGCUCACUCUCGCUGACCUCGCCAUCGUGUCGCACCUAACCCUCGCGCUCGAGAUCGACUGCAUCGACCACGCCAAGUUCCCGAAGCUGGCUAGCUACUAUGAACGCAUGGAAUCGGAGCUCCCUUACUUCGAGGAGAUUUACAGGCCUACCAUUGGCUUCGUCAAGCAGCACUGGGCUUCUCUGCAAUGAGUGUGCCCUAAGCACCUUAUCCUGUGUCGGGGAAAACCGAGAAAAUUCUUCUUCUGAACACAAUGCUCACAUAGACGCCAGCAUGGCUUGAACGCUUCAAUCAGCCUUGAUAUUUUUUUUUUUUGAUGGUGUGCCAAGGCUAUUUUUUUAAAUGGUUUAUUUUGCUAAAAGUUACGUUAUAGAGAGGAGUUCUUGGGGUUUCUCACUAGACAAUAAUAAAUUGUUGUUAUACUGUUUCUCUUAAAAGAAUGUAAAGAAUUAUGCCAUGUAUUAUCAGAAUUUGGCACAGUGGGCACAUAUAGAUCUUUUAUUUAAAAUCACAUGAACACCUGAUAUUUUCUGACGUGCAGCUUGAGCCAUACAAAUACUUUGAGC
Molecule: messenger RNA, 1150 nt
Organism: Rhipicephalus microplus (southern cattle tick)
Lineage: Eukaryota; Metazoa; Arthropoda; Arachnida; Ixodida; Ixodidae
Product: glutathione S-transferase 1
Biological process (GO): glutathione metabolic process
Molecular function (GO): glutathione transferase activity
Source: RefSeq, a predicted model, not a curated record